AUGAGGAGGGCCAAGUGGACUCCAAGCCAGGAGUCCACCGUGUGCUCGAACCACUUUGAAGCAGAGUGUUUAGGCGCAUUGGCCAGAGAACCAGAAGUCGCCGAGCCUGUUGAGAAAUGCAAGCCUCCAAAGCCUAGAAGCAGUGAAGACAAAACUAGACUUCCUAGCACAUCAACAACUCCAUCACUCAUCAUGGCUGAUCCCCCAGAUGAAAUUCCGCCAUUCGACAAAUACAUCUGGGAACAGGUCGGGAUCCUGAUCGGGACAUCUAUCUCGGCAGUCAUCUGGACAUUAUUUAUGGCAGUAAUUCUCACCAUUCCCAUUUCAAUGAUCGCAAUUGGAGCCGUAUAUCUGGACGACUGCCCUGCAGAAAGACUCAUCCCUAUCUAUAUGAUCACCAUGGGGGCGGCGCACAUAGUAAAGACCUUGAUCAAUCUGAAGUGGAGGACUCAGCGCUCUAGACUUCCUCAAGAAGAACAGGCCGACUUCAAACGCAACAAAGUGGAGAGUGGAAUCAGCCAUCUCAUCGCAGUAUUCUGCUUCGCAUAUUUUAUCGCCGGAAAUGUAUGGAUCUAUCGGAUCUACAAGCCCAACACCACGGUCAGAUCUGCUGCUGAUUACUGCCACCCGACGCUCUAUUACUUCGCAUUCUGGGUGACCACUGCCUGGUACAUCAUGGCGGUUUUAUACUGUUUCUACAAGUGCUGUACCGGCUGCCUGGCCUACUGCGGCGUCACGGCCUCGGGUGACGGCGUCACGGCCACGGAUGACGGCGUCACGGCCACGGAUGACGGCGUCAUAGCCACGGCCACGCCGGCGCAAACGCUUAAAAUAGAGACAUCCCCGUAGAUGGUUCUUAGAUGAUAAGGACGACGAUGAUAAUGAUGAUGACGAAGAUGAUAGAUGAUGAUGUUAUUGACGGUGAUGACGACGAUGAUUCCUGCACAUAAUUUGUAUCAUUGUGGCACCAUACUUAUACAUUUUUGUGUGUCCAUGUUUAUUGGUGUAGUACCCAUAGACCCGUGUACCCUCCCUGUUUGAAGGGCGACUCAAUCAGUACUCCGUGUAGUGCGUCGCUCAUGUCUCAUGGUGCUACCCAGUUAUUCCCAAACCCUUUGAUUUAUCAACAUUUCUGGAUAUACCGUUGGUUCUCUAUAGUGUACCCACUUCCUUGUAAACUUUUCAAAAUGAGGCAUGCACCUCUGGUAUUAUUCUAAGUUUGAUUAAAAUGUUUGUUAUGUGUUUCCUUUCGAAGGGGGGGGGGGGGCAUAUGCCGUUUUACCAAAUGCUGCAUAUGCCACUGAUAAUUAUAUAAAUAAAUUUAUUGUC
Molecule: messenger RNA, 1329 nt
Organism: Strongylocentrotus purpuratus (purple sea urchin)
Lineage: Eukaryota; Metazoa; Echinodermata; Echinoidea; Camarodonta; Strongylocentrotidae
Product: transmembrane protein 272-like
Exons: 6
Coding region: 1-849 (282 amino acids)
Source: RefSeq, a predicted model, not a curated record